AUGGCUGCGGAAUCGGAGAAUCCCGACACGCUGCUCUACAAACUCACGUUCUACGUUCCUCAAUCACAUACACAAACGUGCCUCGAUGCACUUUGGUCCACGGGCGCAGGAAGAUGGCCCAACGGUCCCAGGGCUAGCGCUUGCGAGCCCCCAAAGUACACAGACGUCGCAUUUAUUAGCCCUGGGAUGGGCCAGUUCAAAGUCUCAGCUCAUGCAACUCCGCAUAUCGGAACCCCCGGGAAUGGAGAGGCAGAACACGUUUCUGAGGACCGCGUGGAAAUGGUGAUUGUCGGAACAGCGACUGCGAAGAGCGCCGUCGCCAAACUGAGAGAGGUACAUCCGUACGAAGUCGUGGCUCUUUUCGUGGUGCAAUGUGAAGACUUUUGA
Exophiala spinifera is the source of this 387-nucleotide messenger RNA. RefSeq lists its product as uncharacterized. The transcript has a single exon. The record is from RefSeq and is a predicted model, not a curated record. The coding region runs from base 1 to 387 and encodes 128 amino acids. NCBI's taxonomy places the organism in Eukaryota, Fungi, Ascomycota, Eurotiomycetes, Chaetothyriales, Herpotrichiellaceae.